Messenger RNA from Canis lupus familiaris (dog), 960 nucleotides. RefSeq lists its product as uncharacterized. The transcript is spliced from 5 exons. Gene Ontology annotation, cellular component: sperm flagellum; acrosomal vesicle. The coding region runs from base 1 to 702 and encodes 233 amino acids. The record is from RefSeq and is a predicted model, not a curated record. Gene Ontology annotation, biological process: fusion of sperm to egg plasma membrane involved in single fertilization. NCBI's taxonomy places the organism in Eukaryota, Metazoa, Chordata, Mammalia, Carnivora, Canidae.
AUGGCGCUGCGGCCAGGCGAGAUCACGGACCCAGAAAGGCGGGCCUUGGGUCAAGCUCCUCUUAGGUCGGUGACCUCGCUUAGUGGCCUCGCCUCUGCAGGCGGAUCUCCCUCUCCCCUUAGUGGAGUCCAAGCCUCCCAGACCGCUCACCCGCUGGCCCUUGGGGAACUCGGCUUCGGGAACGUUGGCCCCGCCCCGCGGCUCCUCCCGCCCCGCCAUUGGCUCCGCGGGCCGGGGGCGGGGCCGAGCGCCCAACCGCCGGGUUGGCGUCAGGCGCCUCGAGCGCAGUUUCCGGGCGUCGGUGGCGGAGAGGCCGGAGCGUCGGGUCGGAGGCUGAGAGGCUGCAGCGGCCAGGAGCGACCCCGCCCCCUCCCCGCUCGCUCUGGGCUAUGUCUGGCUUUUGUGGAAAGCAGAUUCAACAUAUCGAAGGGAAAUGAAAACGCAGACGGCAGCUUCCAGAUCAACAGCCAUUACUGGUGCAAUGAUGACAGGAGUCACUCAGAAAACAUUUGCCACGAGGACUGUCAAGAUGUACUGAGCCUCAAUCUUCUCUCAGCCAUCAGCUGUGCAAAAAAAGAUUGUCUCUGGAGCAGGGGGUAUGAAGAACUGGGUAGCAUGGAGGUUGCACUGUGCAGGCCGGCCACUCUCCUACUGGAUGACAGGAUGUUUCUCGGGAUGAGACAGGACACAGGGCUGCCGUAGAGUCAUUCCAGAGCUCCUCUUCUCACUCAGGAAUUCAUUUCUCCUUCCUCUUGCCUCUGCUUCAGGUUAUUUUCUUUCCUUCCCAUUUACCAAUAAACCUGACCAUAGCCCCCAGGAAUAAAUGGUUUUCUCGGGCUUCCUCCUUGUACCUGUCUGGGCCCAGGCCUCUGGUUCUGACUCUCAUUUGCAAACCAAGAGGACCACAAUGAAGAAGUUGUUAUAUUUGGAUAAUUAUUAAAGCAUUCCUUGUGCAAAGAA